Messenger RNA from Rubroshorea leprosula, 905 nucleotides. The record is from the annotation of a GenBank genome assembly. Lineage: Eukaryota; Viridiplantae; Streptophyta; Magnoliopsida; Malvales; Dipterocarpaceae.
AUUUAAGCAAAAUUCGGUUCUAUUCUGCACCCCUAAACACCAGAUCAAACCUCAAAACCUUUUAUAUGCAAUGCAUACUCCAGGGAAAUUCCCGACUCAACCUCAAAAGUUCCCGUGAUACCACAAAUACGCUCCCUGUCAAUCGAAAGUCUGGCCAAUGUCUUCUACUCCGAUUCUUCCAAUUUCCGCCCCGGAAACCACCGUCACCGCCGCACUCGCAGCCACCGCACCUCUACUCUCCAUCGUCGGGCACCUUUCGGGAUCCGUGCGCCAAUCAUUCUCUCACUGUCGCCCUUGGAUCGAGCUCGUAGAUCUAUCCGCCUUCUCCCGUCCGGCCUCCUUCUCCGAUGCAACCUCAAGGAUUCGCAAAAACUUCACAUACUUCCGAGCCAACUACCUUACUCUACUUGCAACCGUCAUUGCAAUCUCGAUCGUCUCCCAUCCUUUCUCUCUCCUCAUCCUCCUGUCGCUGCUCUGUUCUUGGCUCUUCCUCUAUGUGCAGCGGCCGUCGGACCAGCCGCUCGUGAUCGGAAGCCGUUCCUUCUCAGAUAAGGAGAUGCUAGGUAUUUUACUUGCACUGACGGCAGUGGUGAUUUUCUUCACGAGUGUGGUAUCGCUGCUCGUGAGUGGGACACUGAUGGGAUUAGGGAUUGUGUGCGCGCACGGUGCGUGUAGGUUGCCGGACGAUCUGUUUCUUGAUGAUCAAGAAGCACCGGGAUCUGGAUUUUUCUCAUUUUUAAACGGCGUUGCUCCGUCGGUUGGAGUUGGCGCCACCAAUCCUGCUAUAAUGUCCCACGUAUGAGCAAUUUGAUUUCCAAUCUCUACUGUUUCCAUUUUUACAUAUUUUGAAUGUUUCAUUAAUUCAUUCUGUUAAAUUCAAAUGUUAAAAAAUCCAAACAUUUUCA